UGUUUUGUUAAAAAUUAAAUCUUUCAAAAAUUGAAAAAUAUAAAGAAAAAUGCUUCUCAGCACCCAUGAAUCUGAAAUGUCAUGUAUUAAAUGUUGCAUGAUACUAAAUAAAUUAUCUCUUCUAUGUCUCUUAUCCAUAGAAGAAAAAAUGUUGGGCUCCGUGGAAAUUGUUUGUGGUUUGGCGAUAUUAGCAGUCCUUUUCUAUUAUUAUAUGACUUGGAAAUAUGACUUCUGGAUAAAGCACGGUAUACCUGGACCAAAGCCUAAACUAUUCUUUGGCACAAGUAAAGAUUUGAUACUUGCAAGGACGACACUAGGACAUUACACAAAACAGGUUUAUGAUGAAUUCAAUGGGACGCCAUUGAUUGGAUUGUUUAUGGGAAGGCAACCAACUCUGUUUCUGAAUAGUUUAGAUCUUAUAAAGGACGUCCUUAUCAAAGAUUUCAACAAAUUUUCGGAUCGAGGAUUUAAAUACUUGCAGGUUGAACCAUUAUCGCAGAACAUCCUCAAUUUAGAACCAGCGCAAUGGCGACCAUUAAGAUCAAAACUGUCGCCAGUGUUUUCAUCGGGAAAGUUAAAGGAUAUGUAUUCUUUUAUCGUAGAUUGUUCAACAAAUGUCAUAAAAUACUUAGAUAGAGUGGUCGAAAAGGGAGAUAUCGUGAAAGUUCGUAAUAUUACUCAAAAAUACACACUUGACGUAAUCGGUAACUGUGGUUUUGGUAUUGAAACGAAAGUGCUGGAAAACGAAGACUCUGAGUUUCAUAAAGUGGGCAAAAGAAUCUUCAGUACAGACCUAGAAAAUAUAGCGCGAGUAAGAUGUAAACUAUUCUUUCCUGAAUUUUACAAUUUUCUUGGUCAUAUAGUACCCGAGAAAAAGAUCACCGGUUUCUUCACAAAACUCGUUGCAGAAACGAUAGAGUAUCGGGAACGUAAUAACAUACGCAGAUUGGAUUUUAUCAAUGUACUCAUGGAAAUGAAAAAAAAUCCGGAAAAGAUAGAGAAUAUGAAAUUAACAAAUCAAUUUCUCACCGCUCAAGCUUUCAUCUUCUUUGUGGCUGGUUUCAAGACAUCUUCUGCUACUAUGGCUAAUGUUCUUUACGAGUUGGCCUGUCAUCAAGACAUACAGGAUAAAGUGCGCAAUGAAAUUAUGAAAUUUUACGCUGAACAUGGUGAAGAAAUAAAAUAUGAGCAUAUAUCGCAAUACAAAUAUUUGGACAAAGUAUUUAAAGAAACAUUGAGGCUGUAUCCAAUAGCACCAGUAUUGUUCAGGAGAGCAAUUGAAGAUUACACUUUCCAUGAUACGAAAUUUACAAUACCAAAAGAUAUGUAUGUAUGGAUAUCAAUAUAUGCACUGCACCGAGAUCCUGAGUAUUUUCCAAACCCUCAUAUCUUCGACUCUGAGAGAUUCAACGAAGAAGCUAUUGCCGCACGGCAUUCCAUGUGUUAUUUACCCUUCGGUGAUGGACCAAGAAAUUGCAUCGGUGAACGUUUUUCGCAUUUUCAAUCCAAACUUGGAAUGAUUAAAAUACUUAGAAACUACAAGAUGGACGUUUGUGAAAAAACUUUCAUUCCAUAUGAAUUUGACCUACAAGCGUCAUUGAUGGCACCGAAAGAAGACAUAUACUUAAGAAUAACAAAAUUGAAAAAAUAACGUAAACAUAAGAAAUUUUUACAAUCGUAUUUCAGAUGGAUUAUUUCCUCAUUUAAUGUUUAUUACAAUAUUCAUUUACUUAUAAACCAUGUACGAGUUGUACAUAUUAAUAAAUAAAUAUU
Messenger RNA from Nomia melanderi (Alkali bee), 1773 nucleotides. Lineage: Eukaryota; Metazoa; Arthropoda; Insecta; Hymenoptera; Halictidae. The record is from RefSeq and is a predicted model, not a curated record.